UAAAUCCGUUGUUUUAUUGUUGGGAAGAACAAUGUUUGCAACCUGCAAAUGAAAACACUCAAGAAGGCAAAAAAGCAACAACCACUCGUUCUUGCUGUUCAGCUAAAAGUGGCGAUGUCUUAACACGGUGCUCUGGAGAAACGUCUUCGGUGAAAUAUUCUAAUAAUAUGAGAUGUACUUUUACCGACUCACAUGUAAUAUAUAAAACUCUUCAAAAUACGCCAUGCAUUAAGUACGAUGAUAUUGUGAGAAUUACUAACGAUUUUUCGCCAAAAAACAUUCUUGGAAGUGGAGGUUACGGGACAGUUUAUCGAGGAACAUGGGAGCAAACAGAGGUUGCAGUGAAGCGUAUACAGGCUACGAAGGAGUAUGGAGCUAAGAAAGAACACAUGCGUCAAAGUUUGCAAGAAUUAAGAAUGUUGUCGAAAUAUCGGCAUGACAACAUUCUGCCACUUUAUGCAUAUUCACUUGAUGGUCCUCAACCCUGUCUACUUUACCAGUACAUGAGCAAUGGUUCAUUGUUUGAUUGUCUCUUCAGAAAAAAAUCUAUGGUUCUUACGUGGUUGCAACGAAUAUCAAUAAUGGUAGGUUGUGCUCGUGCUCUACAUUAUCUGCAUUCUGUUGCAAAGAAUCCAAUAAUUCACGGAGAUGUAAAAUCAGCAAACAUCUUGCUUGACAAACAUUUGGAACCAAAAUUAGGUGAUUUUGGUUUAUGCCGAGAUAGCUUUUCAAAACAGGAUGACUGGAAAGACGAUGGUUUCGUUAUCGCUUCUCACGUUAAGGGGACAUUGGCUUAUCUGCCGCAAGAGUUCUUGGCAGAGAGAAUAAUUAGUACAAAACUCGAUGUAUAUGGUUAUGGCAUAGUUUUGUUAGAAGUUGCAACGGGAUUAAAGCCUCAUGUUGUCAAACGGGAUCCACAAAAUAUCGUAGAAUAUGUUACGGAUCAUCAAAGGUCUGGAAAACACGAAAGUAUUUUAGCUGAUCACCAGUGCGAAUUUAUCAGUGAUUUAGACAUCAGUUACUUCAGUCUUAUUCUGCAAACUGGAUUAAAAUGCGUAGUGCGAGAUUACCAAAGAAGGCCAACAUUUCGCGAAAUCACCAAUGCAUUCUUAUGCAUAUGUAACAUGAUGAACAAUGGUGCUUUUGAGCAGAAUGCAUCAGAUUGCAUAGAAAUUCGUAUGACAGAAGACGAGUUAAGAGGGCGAUCCUCCAUAGCAUUCUGCGAAAUUUGUUCACGGACAUUUGCAAAUAAGAAUGCGUUCCGCCUACACCAAGUGAAGACUCACAACCGUAUACGUGGGAAGGCUGAUUUGGCAUUAUUUCAUCGGAAACGAAUUAAUUCAAACUAUAGUGCCCAUACGUUAGCAUUAAUUGGAACGAAAUCAGAUUGUCCUGAAGUAGAAAAGCGUUCGAAAAGAAACAACAAUCAAAAUAUGGUCUCUACAUUGUCGGACAAUAAAAUCACAAAUGUCAUCCUUAUCAAUGUGAAUGGUGUUCAGGCCAAUCGUGUACCAUCUUUCAGAGAAAUCCAACCGAAACCAAAGAACUUCAUGAGUUCUCAUCAGAAUCGUUUCUUGCUGGCACGGUUUAGUUCUACAGAAUAUUUUCGUCUUCAUUUCUGUCAUUCUUGCUAG
Molecule: messenger RNA, 1634 nt
Organism: Acanthocheilonema viteae
Lineage: Eukaryota; Metazoa; Nematoda; Chromadorea; Rhabditida; Onchocercidae
Source: the annotation of a GenBank genome assembly